Messenger RNA from Symbiodinium pilosum, 415 nucleotides. The record is from the annotation of a GenBank genome assembly. Lineage: Eukaryota; Dinophyceae; Suessiales; Symbiodiniaceae.
GCUUAGCCUCGCCUUGGCUACCUUCUCCCAAGGGCUCAAGAGGCGCCGGGAGGUCCUGCAGUCCCCGGAAGCCUACAAUGGCUGGCUGCAGGAAUUAAUCGGGAGGCUGGAAGCGCACCUGGCCGAGCUCUCGGAGUCCAGAGCGCUUGCCAGAGGAGCCAACAACGAUGGCGGCCAAGGCACAGAGGGCGACGAUGCCCUCGUGGCAGAUAUGGCGGCCCCUAGUGAGGCCGAACUCCUUGAAGCCGCUGGCUACACGGUCGUCCAUGAGGCCUUGGGCGGUUCGAGGCCGCCCCGGGCCGUCGAGGCCACAACCCUGACGCAGGCACGUGCCCGAGGGCUUGCGAACAUUGACUUCCUUGAGAGCUUGAGCUUGAGAUGGGUGCCGGGACAUUUCAGAAGCCUGCGUCCGUGA